UGAGUCAUCACACAUGUAUUCGUAGCUUACUCCUCUCCAACCUCCGUUGCUCAUCUUUGCUUCCAUUCACGACGUAAACCUCCAUAGUGGAUUGGGAUCCCAUCAGCUGUUGUCAUUAUACAGGAAUUCUCAGUUAACAGAUUAGCUUGAAAUGAGACGGCAGUAUACAACACUCAACAGCUACUGAAGGAUUCAACAAUGGACAUGAAAGCGUCAGCUAGUGAUUUAGUAUCGAUGGAAACCCUCAACACUUGUUAUAUUCUAGUGGAAUAUUCAACCUACAAAGUGCCAUUCUACACAGAUCUUUUAAUUUAAUUUAUAUUAGUUACCUUGGAUUCUCUGAAGGAACAGAUUAUUUUUCCAUUUAGUUGGAGAUUUCACCACCAGCAGAAAUUUAACCUUUAUUGAAUACUCAAUAAGGGGAUGACUUUGAAUUACAACUGAAAUAAAUGAUAAGUGGAUUUCAUAACGAAAUUUGAAUUUUACCUGAAUCCACACAGUCUGUAUCCACGUGGACAUCAGCAUAACAUCUUGGAGUUGAUGUGGAUUGGGUCAUUAGUUCAUUGACCUGUAUGGAGAAUUGAAAGUUGGCCCCAUUUCUCUGAUUUAGGAUUCGAUCUACCCAACUGUUGCAUCAAUUAUUUAUGCUGUAGAAUACUUGGAUCUAUGUGAAUAAUGAUCGAAGGACUGAACUUUUAACUUUUCAACUGACUAUGAUUUCUUAUAAUCAUUUGUUUGUUCUGGAGACAAUCGUCAAGUUGUACACAGAGGAUUUUUUUUCAAAUGGGGAGAUAAGAUUUUGUCAUCAGUAAAAGUUUUGAAUUAGAGCAUUACAACUUGAAGUCUGCUGAGUACCAGUUAUAAACUGGUUGCCAACUGUAAGGAAGUAAUGGAUAUUGGAAUUGGUUGUAAGUAGUGUGAUUUCAUCUUCAUAUAUGUGUACAUGAAGGGACAAUCUUCAACCCCGAGCCAACCUUGUGUACACUACAACAGGUUCUAGCCUUGCAUGCCUUUUAUCUGAGGUACAGCAUUACUGGAGGCCAACCGUUUGAUUCAAUUCAGCGACUGCUGUGUCUUUGUUUAUCAGGGCUGUAUACGGUCUACAGAAUACAUAGCUGCAGGAUAAUAUCUGCAUUUGGCAUUGGGCAGGAACCCAUGCUGAGUUAAAUUACAUGGAGGCUGUAUCAUCUAAGUUUGUGCAUGAGUUGUAAGACUGUCUGUGUGAAGAGAAAUUAAAACUAGACAGUACUCCUGAAGAAUAAUCACAGUAAAAAUUCGCAAUGUGGAGUGCGUAUGAUGGGAACCAUAGAGGGCGCCAUGAGAUUCACAGCCCAGUGCCGGAUCCAUCAUCAAGUGCGUGGUUUCCAUGUGAAUGCGUUGUGGGACUGUUUGGCUGCAAGAAGAAACCUCUGCAAUAUCACUAUCCCGACGAGGAUUCCACAGCUUUAGAUGGUGCCCCACGGCUGGUUCCCGUAGUCGGCUCCAGUGUACCACAAGUAAGAGAAAACAUACAAAGCUACGUCUCGCAGUCAACAGUGUUGCCGGCUGAGCCGAGUCCUUCCCCUGUCUUUGUAAAUGCUGACCAUCUUAAACAGUCUCCCAACGAGGUAUCACCAAGCGACAGCCUUCCAAUGAACAAUAUAGACGAGUGGGAAUAUGAAGACAUCAUAUUAAAUCGGGGAGGAGCUGGGCUCGGGUUCAGCAUAGCAGGAGGAGUGGAUAAUCCACACAUUGGAGAUGAUCCAAGUAUCUUCAUUACUAAGCUCAUCCCAGGGGGUGCAGCAGCAGUUGGUGGAAGACUCAGAUUGAACGACAUCAUUGUCAGAGUAAAUGACUCAGAGAUACAGAAUAUUCCUCACCAAGUUGCUGUAGAUGCUCUCAAAAGAACAGGAAAUAUUGUCAAUCUGGUUAUAAGACGGAGAAGGCAACGACGUCCUGGAGAUGUCCUCCGAAUCAAACUGGUUAAAGGAACGAAGGGGUUAGGUUUUAGCAUCGCUGGAGGGUGUGGGAAUCAACAUGUAGCUGGAGACAAUGGUAUAUUUGUAACCAAGAUCAUCGAUGGGGGUGCUGCACAGAUGGAUGGGAACCUGCAGAUGGGGGAUAAGAUUAUAGCAGUUGGAAACCGUAAACUAGACGAGGUAACUCAUGAGGAAGCUGUAGCUGUCUUGAAAGCAACGAGUGAGGUCGUCAUGUUGACUGUCGUCAAAGGUGCAGUACCAAGCUAUCCCCCAUCGCCACCUCAGAGUAUAACAUCACAACCUGAUGUCUCCAACAUUGCUCCUUCCUCACCGCCACCACCCUAUCCAGAACCCAAGGUUAUCAGUGUUGCCUCCACGGGUUUGAAGUCUGAGCAACCUCGACGCCCAGCGACCCCUCCCCACCAGGAAAUGUCUGAUAUGAAUCCACCUCAAUAUCCCGAGGGAUCCUACAGCUCUAUGCAGAAGCUGCAUAAUAUCCCGCCUUCACCCACAGGUACCUACGAGGGAAAUGGUAUCAAACCAUAUGUACAAAAUGAUGAUGACUUUCCAAGGGAGCCAAGGACUGUGAUUCUUAACAAAGGAGCGACUGGCUUAGGGUUUAACAUUGUAGGAGGGGAGGAUGGGGAAGGUAUUUUUAUCUCCUUCAUUCUGGCUGGAGGAGUUGCUGACCUCAGCGGAGAACUCAAGAGAGGAGAUCAGAUUCUAUCCGUAAAUAAGAAAGAUUUACGGAGUGCUACUCAUGAAGAUGCUGCUCUAGCGUUGAAAGGGACGGGACAGACUGUAGUUAUUGAUGCUCAGUAUAAACCUGAAGAAUACAAUCGAUUUGAAGCCAAGAUACAAUCCUUGAGGGAAGAAAUGAUGAAUAGUUCAGUCAGUACUACAGGCAGUCUCCGAACAGCACCAAAACGCUCGCUCUAUGUCAGAGCCUUGUUUGAUUAUGACAAGACAAAAGAUAGCGGACUACCCAGUCAAGGAUUAAGCUUUGGUUAUGGUGAUAUUUUACACGUAACCAAUGCUAGCGAUGAUGAAUGGUGGCAAGCGAGACAAGUCCUUCAUACUGGAGAGGAAGGGGAGAUGGGUGUCAUUCCCAGUAAAAGGAGGGUUGAGAAAAGAGAGAGAGCCAGACUGAAGAGUGUCAAGUUUUCAGGCAGAGGAGGAAGUUUGGAAAGCAAGGGGUCAAUGAGUGAGAAACGCAAAAAGGGUUUCUUCUCGCGGAAAUUCAAGAAAGGACGAGAGAGUGACCAAGACACAAGCGAUGCUGAACACAUCACCUCAAACGCCAGCGAUAGUGAAAGUAGUUACCGAAAUGAUGAGAUGAUCUUGUCAUACGAGGGAGUUGUUCAACAAGAAGUUAAAUACACCAGGCCUGUGAUAAUCCUUGGACCAGGCAAAGAUCGCGUCAACGAUGACUUAAUCUCUGAGAUGCCAGAGAAGUUUGGUAGCUGUGUUCCUCAUACAACAAGACCGAGGCGACCACAUGAAGUCGAUAAAAGAGACUACCAUUUUGUUGAGUCCAGAGAACAGAUGGAGAAAGAUAUUCAAGAUCAUUUAUUCAUUGAGGCUGGUCAAUACAAUGAGAACUUGUAUGGAACUAGUGUAGCAUCAGUCAGAGAAGUAGCAGAGAAGGGUAAGCAUUGCAUCCUUGAUGUUAGUGGGAAUGCCAUUCGUCGCCUGCAGGUUGCCAACCUUCAUCCCAUUGCUCUAUUUAUCCGUCCUAAAACACCAGAGAUGAUCAUGGAGAUGAAUAGGAGGAUGUCAAGGGAGCAGGCAGAAAAGACUUUUGAUAGAGCUGAUAAACUGGAGAUGGAGUUUGGAGAGUUUUUCACAGCCAUUAUUCAAGGUGACACAUUGGAUGAUAUCUACUAUCGAUGUAAAGAUGUGAUUCAAAAGCAGUCUGGCUCAUUCAUAUGGGUUCCUACUAAGGAUAAAUUGUGAUCCCAGUUACCCACUAGCACCCACUACACCCCUUGUCAUAACCAGAAAAGGGUACCGACUUGAGCCUGGCCAACCCAGAUGGCAGUUUCAUGAUGUGAAUAUGAAAAAUGUGUACAAAGAAUUUCUUAAAGGAGCAGAACUGGUUUGAUCCAAAGGAUGUCUCGUUGUGAACCCCGUACCCAUAUAGCACCCACUCCUAUCCAUAUCACAACUAGAGAAGAACCCAAUCGGACCCAUUAUAGGAGCUUGUAUCAGUGACAUUUUAUAAAAUUACAAAGGAAGAUUUCUAUUUAAAAACAAGACUGUUUAAUCUACCGAGUAAGAGUUGCUCAGUAUGAUUUCCAGUGCAUAGAUUUUGCCUUUUGUCCAACCAUAAAGAAGUCUAACUGCUUGGUUAUUCAGUAUCCCUAUAAAGAGGUUUUGAUGCUUUGGGGUUUUGUGAAUAAUUGUGGUUUAGUGUAAUAAGUUCCCCCCCCCCCUUCCCUAGCUCCCUUUGUUUUACCACAAGAGUAUAAAUAUCUCUGAUGUGUAAAAAGUGUACAUUUAGCACAUAAAGAGGCCUAUUGGUAUAACACACUUGUAUUUCACAAAGAAGUCAGUGUGAAAAGGCAGCAUGCAGUCUUGCUUUUUGACUAUUCUGACAAAUGUAUUGCUUUGAAUAGGUUCCUUGAGUUGCGUUUGUUUUGACUUGAAACACAUUUAGUUUCUUGGGAAUGGUUUCCAUUGGGUUUUUCUUUGGAAUGAUAAUUGAAUGCAUUCUUUUAAGUGCACUGUUAUUUGUCUUUGUUGUAUUAUUAUUAUUUAUGUUUUAUUUUGGAGGAACCUCGGCUUAGUUUAUUCAAUCCGAACGGGGUAUAUUCUUUAGUUAACUUUUUGUAUUUUAUUCAAAUUUAUGAAAUGCAUGGAAGCUCAUGUCUACUGUAGGUGCUUUUCAACCCAUUUUCCAAUUUCUUCUCUUUGUACCUAUUGAGGGACAUAUUUUAUUUCAAGGUGAUGUUAUUUUCAGAAAGAAUGUUGUAAAUUCACGAUAUAUUGUUUUGUAUUUAAGUUCACGUUAUCAUAGAGUUUGGGUUCAUAUUAUUUGUUUUCCUUUGAAAUAAAACAAGAGAUAUUUGAGGGUUUCAGGAGAAGAUGUACCGGUCAUGCCAAGUUUAAAAAGUUGUGUUGCAAAGAAUUUGUUUUUUUAAGCUCACUAUUUUGAUGCAACCAGUUGUUUUGCUUUAACAUCUGAUACCAGUCAUCUUGUUUUAUUGUUUGCCUUUUUGUUUUUCACUGUAGACUACCCAGUGAGAGUCUAUGGCCAAUAAAUAGUCUGGUCCUAUUCAGGAGCUGUAUCAGUUUACCAGCUAAAAUGAUUGCAAUUAAACAUAAUGAAGUCCAGCACAAAAUUGCUACCAAUGUAAUAAGCAACAUUUUUGUUAGCAUUGAUUACUUCUGUUAAUGUACAGUUCUUUGCUGGAUGUCAGUACAUUAAAUUGCUUAGCAAAACAACGUUGCAUUUAGCUGGAUUGUGGGCAAGAUGUUCGCAUCAUCUAUGGGUUACUUUUUGAUCUUGUUAUAACCACUGUACGGAAGGUUGUAAUUUUUCAUUUAAAAGGACAGAAUUACAUCAAAAACCAAGAACAAGUAUAAGGUAACUGUACAAAGGGACAGAAUAUUGGGACGGAGGUUGACAAUUUACUCAGUUUAGUUUAGUGUAAACAUACACUGUACAUGUAUCCAAGCUUCCUUUGGGAAGAGGUUAUGGCAAGAAUUGUUACAAAUUUUGGCUAGUUAAAAUACUACCUUUUUUAACGAAGUUUUCCACGAGAAAUUAUGUGUAAAUUUAAACCUAUGGUAAAAGAUUUAAUCAAGAAUUAUGAAACCCCAGUAAAUUGAACAGAAAACUACAUUUACGUGUAAGUGGUACUUUCUCAUUCACGCUGGCCAGAACAUAAGUCAGAAUUUCUAGGCUUCACCGGUGUAGAACAGUGGGGGUUAAAUAAGGCCUCUGUUUCGUUUUUUUUCCCUUCUUUUUUUAAAAACUAUAAUUAUGCAAAAAAGCUUGUAGAUUGCGCGUACUUAAAAAAUGCUUUACAUAAAAAUUGCAUGCCUAUAUACAUCAGUUGAUAUGGAAUUGAUGUGGUGAUUUUUUUUCUUGAAUUUUUUAACACAAUGUAUUAAUCAGAUUAAUGAGUGGUGUAUUAUAUUAAUGAUAGACAUGCACAGUUACUGGACUAGUUAUUAUUUUCCUAUUGUAUGAGAAUUCAAAUUAAAAACAUUCAACAAAACAA
Molecule: messenger RNA, 6187 nt
Organism: Asterias rubens (European starfish)
Lineage: Eukaryota; Metazoa; Echinodermata; Asteroidea; Forcipulatida; Asteriidae
Product: disks large homolog 2-like
Exons: 21
Coding region: 1281-3914 (877 amino acids)
Biological process (GO): chemical synaptic transmission
Cellular component (GO): neuromuscular junction; postsynaptic density membrane; neuron projection
Molecular function (GO): kinase binding
Source: RefSeq, a predicted model, not a curated record